AUGUACUGUGCUUUAUUUUAUGUAUUAUCAGCACUAGGUGGUUGGGAUGCAGAUGGAAAAGGACAAAACAUCUGGGAUAACGUCACUCAUAAAAAUCCAAACUUUAUAAAAGAUGGAACAAAUGCAGAUGUAUCUUCGGACUCUUACCAUCGAUACAAGGAUGACGUUCAACUUUUAAAAGAUCAUGGAGCUCAAUUUUAUAGAUUUUCCAUAGCCUGGCCGAGAAUAAUGCCAAACGGUUUUCGCGACAGUCUUAAUCAAGCAGGAGUACAAUACUACAAAAACCUCAUAGCAGAAUUGAAAAACAACAACAUUGAACCGAUGAUCACAAUUUACCAUAACGAUCUACCUCAAGCACUUCAAGACUUGGGAGGGAUAAAGAUGCCUCAAUUCGCUGACUGGUUCGCUGAGUAUGCUAGAGUGUGUUUUGAAUUAUUCGGAAACGAUGUGAAACACUGGAUGACCAUAAAUGAACCUUAUGUUGCUUGUACAGUAGGAAAAGUAGGAAUGGUAUUAAAUUCAAACUGGUUUGAACCUGAAAGUGAUAAGCCUGAAGAUUUGGAAGCAUCAGAACGAUCGAUGCAAUUUAUAUGGGGAUGGUUAGCUCAUCCGUUGUACAAGGGAGACUACCCAGAAAUAAUGAAGACUCGUGUUGCUAUGAGGAGCAAGUUAGAAGGUUAUAGUCAGUCACGUCUUACAGAACUUAGCCCCGAAGAAAUUGAUUAUAUUAAAGGCACCAACGACUUUUUCUGCGUUAACAGUUACACUACCGCUAUAGUUAGAGGUCAACCUGAGCCACCAAUUGGAAAACCUAGUCAUAAUACCGAUUUAGGUGUGUGUCCGUGGGGAAUCCAAAAGCUACUUAGAUGGAUAGCAAACGAGUAUGGUAACCCUGAAAUGAUUAUAACUGAAAAUGGUUAUGCUGAUGGAACAGGAACUUUAAACGACACCAUAAGAUAUGACUAUAUCAAGGUAAUACAUAGCUCUUUAGACAAAAUAGAUAAAAAAUAA
This is a messenger RNA of Diabrotica balteata, 1011 nucleotides long. NCBI's taxonomy places the organism in Eukaryota, Metazoa, Arthropoda, Insecta, Coleoptera, Chrysomelidae. The record is from the annotation of a GenBank genome assembly.